AUGGAAAUCGACAACUUGGAAGGGAACACAACAUUACACACCGCCCAUGAUUUGGUCUCUCUUCUUGUUAUUCAAGGCAAUCUUUGUUAUACAAACACUUCCGGGGUCAUCACGAAAUUGGAGGAUUCACUGAAGUGGGCAUAAAGAUGACUGAUGGAAAACUAAGUACGAAUUCAGAGUUCUCGAAUGUUCGCCGCUUCUCGCUCCGGUUCUAUCCUGUUCUGUAAUUCAAAACAGAAUCCACGUGGUUUCAGUCAAGUCUAUCUCCAGUUUCAGUCAAGAUUCCCCGCUUGACUACGAGAGUUAUGAAGCAGAGAAGGUAACCGAUUUUUGAUUCUGAUUUUGUGUCACUCAACAUUAACAGAUUCUCACUCACGGACAAAUCAAAAUGUUCGGGGAAACCCGUCUGAUGAUCUACGACAAGGCAUCGCAAACGUGUUUCAUUUGGGAAACGGAUAGACCAAAGUGAGCGGAGAGCUCAUCAACUUGCCUGCUUCAACACGAAUUUGCAGGUCGCCCUCCCAUUUGCUCUGUUUCGGUCCUUCGGAGUUCACAGUCGACGUGGCAUGUGAUGAGAAUAAUCUGUAUUCUUUGACUACUGCGGGAGUGGUUUCUGUGUGGAAACUGAGACCGAAUGGGUCAGUUUUGACAAUAAGCAUAAUAAUAUAGAAUUCCGAGUUGUCACAUGGAAAGUUCUGAAUGGCGUUGCAAUUAUGAAUAGGCAGUUAAAAGCUUUGAAACGCUUUGAACGGGCUUCCCUAAUAGCUCCACUUUUUGUUCCAGAAGGAAAUACCGCGACCGUCUCUUCACCACCUUUCUCUCCCACUGCUCCCGGCUUCUUCUGGCCUUCCCGCAGGUCUAAUUCGCCUUCCUCGAACCCUUCUAAACAUCGCUGACCUUCCAGAAAUUCGUGAUCCUCACCGCCUCGGAAGUGCAUUUUGUUGUGUUCGGCACCGACUCGGACGGGCAGCAAUGA
Molecule: messenger RNA, 976 nt
Organism: Caenorhabditis sp. 36 PRJEB53466
Lineage: Eukaryota; Metazoa; Nematoda; Chromadorea; Rhabditida; Rhabditidae
Source: the annotation of a GenBank genome assembly